GAAAUAAAGCUUCCUUGGUUUCUGGCAAGCAAGAGGUUUUUAGGUUUCGCAAAUCCAUGACGACUCGAAUCGCUCCCGGAGUCGGAGCCAAUUUGCUCGGCCAACACUCUGCCGAGCGAAACCAAGACGCAACCGCCUAUGUUGGCAAUCUCGAUCCACAGGUUACAGAAGAGUUACUGUGGGAGUUGUUUGUUCAAGCUGGUCCUGUUGUUAAUGUGUAUGUUCCAAAAGAUAGAGUGACAAACCUUCAUCAAGGAUAUGGAUUUGUAGAGUUCCGAAGUGAAGAAGAUGCUGAUUAUGCAAUUAAGGUGCUCAACAUGAUUAAGCUCUAUGGGAAGCCAAUACGUGUGAACAAGGCAUCCCAAGAUAAAAAGAGCUUAGAUGUGGGGGCAAACCUUUUUAUUGGAAACCUUGAUCCUGAUGUGGAUGAAAAACUACUUUAUGAUACUUUUAGUGCAUUUGGAGUCAUUGUUACAAAUCCCAAGAUUAUGAGGGAUCCUGAUACUGGAAAUUCCCGUGGUUUUGGUUUCAUAAGCUAUGAUUCUUUUGAGGCAUCUGAUGCGGCUAUUGAGGCAAUGAAUGGCCAGUACCUUUGUAACCGUCAAAUCACUGUCUCAUAUGCAUAUAAGAAAGACACUAAAGGAGAACGCCAUGGUACCCCAGCAGAGAGAAUUUUGGCAGCAAAUAAUCCAGGUGCCCAGAAGAGUAGACCACACACUUUGUUUGCCAGUGGUCCUCCUUCGCUUCAAAAUGUUCAGGCCAAUGGUGUUGUUGGUGGAGCCAUGCCUCCUCGGCCUUUUGCCAAUGGUGCUGCUCCUGGACCUAUUCCAGCUGUUCGUCCAGCACCACCACCACCCCAAGCUGGAGCCUUCCCAUCCAUUCAGGUAGCUGGACAAGCAGUAUGGCAGGGUCAGCCUCCGCAAUUAGGUCAAGGAGUACCGCAACAAAUUCUGCCUCCGCCAUCAAUGCUGUACAGGCCACCUCCACCAAACAUGCCACCACCUCCACAGGUACUGUCAAUGCAUCAAAGGCCACCUCCUCCACCAAUGGGAAUGGGUGGUCAACCACCUGUCUGGCAGCCACCACCACCCCUGCAGCAACAGCUUGGAAGACCCCCAAUGCAACAUAUGGGAAUGGCACCACCGCCUCCACCCAGUGUCCCUCCAGCACCUCCAAGUUGAAACUCGAGAACUAUCUCUAAAGCUACUGAUGACAAAUGUUUUUUAGCCUGUAUUUCGAAUAUUGCUGAUUGUGGAACCUUUUUGUUAGAAUGAAAUACUGAUGGUUAUAUGCA
Molecule: messenger RNA, 1294 nt
Organism: Mangifera indica (mango)
Lineage: Eukaryota; Viridiplantae; Streptophyta; Magnoliopsida; Sapindales; Anacardiaceae
Product: splicing factor 3B subunit 4-like
Exons: 9
Coding region: 57-1181 (374 amino acids)
Biological process (GO): positive regulation of mRNA splicing, via spliceosome
Cellular component (GO): nucleolus; U12-type spliceosomal complex
Molecular function (GO): RNA binding
Source: RefSeq, a predicted model, not a curated record